AUGUCCGGACAUGACGAACCUCCGGAAAGACCCCUUCAGUGCCCUUCAAUCUUCAAAAAUAUUGAGGAUGUACCACUGCAGGAUAUAAUCUCUGCAAUCACGUCCGACCUUUUCUCGAUACCACUCGGUUCACACAAAGCCCUUCAUUUUUUGGCCGAGGAACUACGCAAGGAAAACGCACACCCUCUGGUUAAAAUUGCAAUCGACACGGCCUUGAAGAGUGCAUCACUACGAUCAAGGAUCCAGGUUGAAUGGAAGCUUUACCACGAUUACGAGCAUGCCAAAAGUCACUUGCCUAUGGAUGAGAACGCCCCCUACGAUCUGGCCUCAAGGUGUAUCGAAAACUGCAGGUCAUGCUUUGACCUUCUCCUGCGUCAAACGGUGAAGCCUUCUUCAAUUUGCCAAAAUGGCCACAGCUUCUUUUACAUUGCGCUCCGAAAUAACAACCGCGAUCUGACCCAACGCCUUGUGUCUUCCAUGGAACCCAAAGAUCUUCUAAAUCCCUUCUCCAUGAAGUACCAGAUGACUAUCUUUCAGAUGUCUACAAUGUCGCAAAAAUUGUUUCAACUGUGCUGGACGCGCCUCAAAAAUUCACCGAACAACGGCCUUGAUACCCUUGGAUCAGCUGAGUUGGGAAGCAUAUGUAGAUUUACCGAUAAGGGUCUUGCAGACGAGCUAUCUGAUAAGGGCCUGGAUCUGGGAAAACCUCGUCCAGAGAAUGCGUCACCUGGUUGGUUGGAAAUUGUGCGUCGCGUGGAUCCAGAACAAAUGUUGGAAUGGCUCCUGAGCCGUGGCCAUGAGCCUCCCGGCAAACUAUUAACUUACGUCGCAACGUACAACCUAGUCGAAGCAACAAGCUGGUUAAUGCGUCAUGACACAUACUGCCAGGAUUGGCGUGAGGCUGCUUUCGUAGCGGCCGAGAGCACAGAUAAGAGGAGCGUGCAAAUACUGUCAAACAUCCUACAAAUGUCAGCAAAAAAUUGGAGAGAAGAUCAGAUCUUGUCACAGAAUCUUGUGAUACAGAUUGUGGACAGAGCGUGUCAGGAACAAAAGAGAUACGACAAGAUUCCCUCGGAUGAGCAUUCACGAACAUUUUCUCGAACAUAUAUUGCGAAGGUGGACGAAGUUGCCGCCCGAAAAAUUCAUGCUCUGGUUGACAAAGGGAUCCGGAACAUUCAAGUCUUGGGUACGAAGAUCGAAGCGGAGAUUGCUGGAUUGCAUGAACUUUCAAAGGCCCUAGAGAUCAUGGAUACGCAGUCAUAG
Molecule: messenger RNA, 1263 nt
Organism: Penicillium brasilianum
Lineage: Eukaryota; Fungi; Ascomycota; Eurotiomycetes; Eurotiales; Aspergillaceae
Source: the annotation of a GenBank genome assembly